UAUUAGGCAAUCGAUGUGUUCUGCGCUCCUCUUUUCUUCCAGCUCAACACGAUCAAUUACAGAAUAAUCGAUCAGAAGUUGAAAGUCCGCUUCGGUUUGUCUUAUUUUCUGCAUUUUUGCGCUGUUUUCUCGGUCUCUGCAGGAAGCUGCCGCGGUAUGAAAACCCACCUGCCUUUCUCCUCUCGCCGGUCUCCCGUGCUGUGUUUGCACGGCUGCGUGGCGUCCAGUCAGCCGCUGGCCUCAGCCGUGGGUCUGGAUGUGCUGAAGUGUGGCGGGAAUGCUGCAGAUGCGGCCGUUGCCAUGGCAGCGGCUCUGGCGGUAACGGAGCCAUGCAGCACUGGACUCGGAGGCGACGCCUUCUGCUUGUUCUACGAUGGGAAGACUGGAGAAAUCCGAGGGAUUAAUGGCAGGUUGAGACUCCUCUNUAUUGGCACUAGAAAAUAG
This is a messenger RNA of Poecilia reticulata (guppy), 444 nucleotides long. The record is from RefSeq and is a predicted model, not a curated record. NCBI's taxonomy places the organism in Eukaryota, Metazoa, Chordata, Actinopteri, Cyprinodontiformes, Poeciliidae.